This is a messenger RNA of Motacilla alba alba, 6286 nucleotides long. RefSeq names its product SV2 related protein (gene SVOP). The transcript is spliced from 16 exons. Gene Ontology annotation, cellular component: membrane. The record is from RefSeq and is a predicted model, not a curated record. NCBI's taxonomy places the organism in Eukaryota, Metazoa, Chordata, Aves, Passeriformes, Motacillidae. Gene Ontology annotation, molecular function: transmembrane transporter activity. Bases 1225 to 2649 code for a protein of 474 amino acids. Gene Ontology annotation, biological process: transmembrane transport.
GGGGGGGCUCCAGCCCCUCCGGCCGCGGGGAUCCCGCCGGGGAGCGGCCGAUUCUGCCGGGAAGCCGCUCGCAGCCCGGCAGGCAAGGCCAUUUUCCCGCUGGAGCUGCCCGGGUGGAGCAUCCCGAGGGAUGCAGGAGCUGUUUGUUACAUAAAUUCACUCAUCUCGUUUGGGUUUUGGGGGUUUUGUUUUCUGUUUUUUGGUUUUUUGGGUUUUUUUUUUCCUCGGCGUGGAUUUGAUGGCGGUAAAAAAAAUCAGCAGGGGUUGGGAUAAAAUCGUGGGGAUUUUGGGAGAGGAGACGCUGGGAUCGCCUUUGCAGGGGGGUUUGGCUGUAAAUAACGUUGUGCUUCCUCGCCAUCCUCCUCCUCCUCAUCGCCAGGGAGGAAUCGCAGAGCAGAACCUGCCCUGCCAAGGUGGGGUGGGGGGGACCCCAAAAACCCCACUGGGCUUUGGCAGCGCUUCUGGAAAUCCAAACGCUGCUGCUGCACCGGGAAAAUGCUGAUUUUUGGGGAUGUGGCUGCUGGAUCUGUGCAGGAAAAAAAAAUUUAAAAAAGGCAAAAAAUCAGCCCCAAACCUGAUAAAAUCUUUGGUGCCUUUAACCCCGGGAAUUCCUUCCUUUCCCCUCAAUUCCAAAUGCUUCCUUUAAAACCAACCUGCUCUUUCCUAAUGCUCCAUUCUCAGGUGUUUUGCAACAUAUUUCCUAUUUAUAAAUCACGGGCUCUGCCAGGCGGGGAAGGAACGUUUCAAGUUGGUGUUAAAUAUUCAUGAGCUCGUGUCAAUGACAGAGCACCCUGUCCCAAAACAUUCCUGCUCAGUUGGACAGGAACUCCUGCUCUUUUCUAGUCCUUGGUUAGAGCUUGUCAGGGAAAAGAAUCCGAGGUUAUUAUUUUAUCAAGCUUUUUAUUAUUAUUAUUUUUUUUUUUUUACAUUUUUAAGACCAAAACCUGGGAAUACAUUCCAAAGUACCUUCCAGUGCAGGUGUUUUGGUGCUGUGAGAUUUUGCAGAUGAUUGCAGCGGCUCCCUGAGAUGUCCCAGAUGUGAACAGUUUUUCCAAGGUGGUGAAGUUCCGCCGCACGGGGGAGAGCUCGAGGUCGGAGGAGGAUGGAAUUUCGGGAGAGCACGAGGUGCAGAUCGAGGGCGUGAGGACGGAGCUGGAGCCCGUGGAGCUGGGGGAUGGAGCUGCGGUGCCCAAGGAAUUCGCCAACCCCACCGACGAUACUUUCAUGGUGGAGGAUGCAGUGGAAGCCAUUGGAUUUGGGAAGUUCCAGUGGAAGCUCUCUGUCAUUACUGGAUUGGCAUGGAUGGCAGAUGCCAUGGAAAUGAUGAUUUUAAGUAUCCUUGCUCCUCAGCUGCACUGUGAGUGGCGCUUACCCAGCUGGCAGGUUGCAUUGCUCACCUCGGUGGUGUUUGUGGGAAUGAUGUCCAGCUCCACGCUCUGGGGAAAUAUUUCAGACCAGUAUGGGAGGAAAACAGGCCUGAAGAUCAGCGUGUUGUGGACGCUCUAUUAUGGGAUCCUCAGUGGAUUUGCUCCCAUUUACAGCUGGAUCCUGGUGCUGAGGGGCCUGGUGGGCUUUGGGAUUGGAGGAGUGCCUCAGUCGGUAACUUUAUAUGCUGAGUUCCUUCCAAUGAAAGCCAGAGCAAAAUGCAUUUUAUUAAUAGAGGUGUUCUGGGCCCUUGGGACUGUGUUUGAAGUGCUCCUGGCAGUGGUGGUGAUGCCCACGCUCGGCUGGCGCUGGCUCCUCAUCCUCUCUGCCCUCCCACUCCUGCUCUUUGCUGGCCUGUGUUUUUGGCUGCCAGAAAGUGCCAGGUAUGAUGUGUUAUCUGGGAACCAGGAGAAGGCUCUGGCCACUUUGAAGAGGAUUGCCACAGAAAAUGGAGCUCCAAUGCCCUUGGGAAAGCUGGUGGUUUCCAGGCAGGAGGACCGAGGCAAAAUGAGGGAUCUUUUCACCCCCCAUUUCCGCUGGACCACGUUGUUGCUCUGGUUUAUUUGGUUUUCCAAUGCUUUUUCAUAUUAUGGGUUAGUUUUAUUAACUACAGAGCUCUUCCAAGCAGGAGAUGUUUGCAGCAUAUCCAGCAGAAGGCAAGAAGUAAAAGCCAAGUGCAGCCUGACCUGUGAGUACCUGACAGAGGAAGAUUACACUGACCUGCUCUGGACAACCCUGUCAGAAUUCCCUGGUGUGUUGGUGACCCUGUGGAUCAUCGACCGCAUUGGCCGCAAGAAAACCAUGGCCCUGUCCUUCCUUGUCUUCUCCUUCUGCAGCCUCCUGCUCUUUCUCUGUGUUGGAAGGAAUGUUCUUACUGUGCUGCUCUUCAUUGCAAGAGCUUUUAUUUCAGGAGGAUUUCAGGCUGCCUAUGUUUACACUCCUGAGGUUUAUCCCACAGCCACACGUGCUUUGGGCCUGGGAACGUGCAGUGGAAUGGCCAGAGUGGGAGCCCUCAUAACCCCGUUCAUUGCACAGGUGAUGUUGGAAUCUUCAGUCUACCUGACUCUGCUGGUUUACAGUGGCUGCUGCCUGCUGGCUGCCCUGGCCUCCUGCUUCCUGCCCAUCGAGACCAAGGGCCGUGGCCUGCAGGAGUCCAGCCACAAGGAAUGGGGCCAGGAGAUGGUGGGCAGAGGAUCUCAUUCCCCAGGGGAAUCACAGGAAUGAUGGGACAUGGAAACCUGCUGGAAGAACGAAGGAUAGGAGCAAGAUGUCUCACAAAACCUCCGAGCCUGAAGCAUGGAAAGCUGACCACCGUCACUGCCAUCCUCACGUGUCAAACUGCAGGAGUUUGGGGUUGAACCUCAGCAAAUUGUGUUUCUGCUGCUCUUUGCUCACACUCAUAAAAACUUUUUUGGAUGGAGAGGCCUUUGAUCCGCAUAUCCUUGGAAGUUUAGCAGGAGGGGUUUCUCUUCAAUCCGUCGUGCUUGCAUGGUCAGCUCUUCAGCUUAAAAUGUCCUGUGCCAAGCGAAUGCCAAGUGACUGCAGCCCAGCAUCAGCUGUCAUUAAAACACUGAACUCUUGAUGCCUAAAACCAAGAGGUUCAUCUUUAGUGUGGCCCUGGCCUGGCACAGGGUGGAUUCCAUCCCUACCACUAUGGAUUUAAUGCCUGCCUUGCACUUUUAGCCAUCAAAACCAUCACCAAAAUGUGAUUCUGUCAAACCAACCCAGGCUUUCCAGCUGGGUUUUGUUCCUGGAGAGUGGAUUGCUUGGAAACUCAUUCCUGACUGUUUCUCCCAUCCCAGGUGGGUAGCUGGAGCAGGGAGGGUGGUGUUUGCUGCAGAGCUGGGACCUUGUAGCAGAAAUGUAAAUCAGAGUCAUUAAGGUUGGAAAAGACCUCCAAGCUCAUCGAGUCCAAUGCGUAAAUCCUCAUGUUUUGGAGCAGAAUUGGACUUCUCUGGCAUUGCCAGGGACCUUGAGCUCUCUGUUGCUUGGAGUGAGGAGGUUCUCACUCCUGGGGUUCUCUGUGUGGAUCCAGGUGUGUCCCUGCUCCAUUACCUGGGCACAUCCUCAUGGUGGGGUAGCCCCAGCCGGAGUCGGGAGCUGCUGUUGGGAUGACAGCUGGGCAGGACCUUUCCUGCUGAUUGUACAUUGACUGGUGACAAAGGAAUGUAGCUGGAACAAAUGAACAAAACCAUGGGAAGAGCCCAUCUGCAGUGCCCUCGGAUGAGGAACAUUCCUCCUUCAGGUGUGGCUCCUUAAGGGAUGAUCCCGCUCUUGUCAGGGAAUGUAACAGAGCUCAGGUGAGGACAAGCUCAUCUGGUUUGUCACAAACCUGUCCCUGGGCACAAGUCAGGUGGCACAGUCUGUGGGAAUGUGUAAAGAUCUGAGAUGUGCCUCAUCAAGGUCUCGGUGGAUGUUCAGGAUUCCAGACCUUGGGACACAACCAAAUGUGGGUGCGAUGGACUUGGUGAGGCUGUGGGAGCAGUGGGGGUUUGUGGCCUGAGCAAGUGACUCACCUGAACACAGGUAAAGGUGCAACACGUUUUUACACUUGAACAUUUUAAGUAUCUGGGAAGCAGGUCCCAUUCCUGGGAUCAGGAAUAGGCCUGCAAGUCCAUGUUUGGUGCAGUACAAGUGAGCACUGUGGGGCACAGCUGUCACUGAGGGUCACAGCUCUGAGGUCACUGCACUGCUCCACCACAUGCCAGGCUGCUUGUUUGGAGACUGAGGGGAAAACAGGAGUGGAAAAUUCCUUAAAGAAAGCCAGGAAACUCAGGCUGAUGGAAAAGGCCAAAGAGGUUGAAAUUGUGUGAGGGGGGGAUUUUUGCUGAGAACUGAGUUUGCCAAGGCACCAAGUGUCCAUCCAGUCCCACUGGAGGAUGGUGACUCAGUGAAGGAUUCCAGAAAUGGUUGGUGGAAACAGGCAAACUUGGCUUUUCCCAGCGAGAUGAAAAUGAAUUCAGCUCCCAAAGGGAUCCCUGGGAUCCCUGGGCUCAGCUGUGGGUGGUGGCACAGAACCCUCUGUCUGUUCCAGCUAGGUUGGUUCCCUUUGUGUCCCCUGUCCCUGUGUCCUCAUGCUCCACCAAAAUCAAGCUCCAAUUGAUCCCAGUAAACAGACAGGGCUCUCAUGGCACUGACACCAACCACAGCUCAUUUGUCACCUCCUUCUGCCUGGCUGGAGUUGGGGCCUUCUCCCUGUGUGCCUAGGUCACCCUGGAGCAGAGCCAGAGGGACUUGAUCCAUGGAAUACCAGAAUUCCAAAGUGAUUUCUGGGAGGCACCUUAAAGCUCAUCCAGGCAGGGACACUUUCCACUAGACCAGGUUGCUCCAAGCCCCAUCCACACCUGACCUUGAACACUUCCAGGGAUGGGGAACUUCUGUGGAGUGGCUUCUGAUGUGCUGGAUAUGGAGCACAGCAGUGAGGAAGCAGAUCCUGGAUGGGUUUAAUCAGAUAUUACCCCACAUGUGUGGCCAGUGAGCUGGAAAAGCUGCUGGGCUGGGACCUCCUGGAGCUGGGACCUCCUGGAGCUAGGACCUCCUGGAGCUGGGUCUGCCUGUGCACAGCCAGGCUGCUCACCCCUCAGCGACAGCUCUGACAUUCCAUCCUCAUCCUGCUGCUGCUGGAGGCCCUCGAGGCCAUUCCAGCCCCCCAGGUGUUUCCAUGCUUCCUUCCUUGGGCUUGCCAUGAGCUGUGUUUGCAUCCCAAAACUCUGGAAUUGAGCCUGGGUAGAGGUGACAAAGAGUCCAAAGUGCAGGACAGGCCAUGGCCCAGUUUGUUACUCAAUGCCUUGAGUUAAAAUUCUGCUUUCCUGGGGUAAUGUUCACAUCUCACUCCAUUUUUUUAGGUGAAUAUUCAGCAGUUUUAAAGAAUUGCAUUCAACGGCCUUUAGAGAGUUUUAGGUGAAGUUUCUCUGUUCAUGCACACCUGGAUCCUACAGAUAAGCUCCUUCCCAGGUAAAGAUUUAUAGGGAAUGCAACAUUUUCCAUGCUGUUGGAUAGAUCAGUUUUAACCUGUGACAUCUACAGUGUUAACCAAAAAAUGGAAGGCAUUUUUGCUUUUCACUUUUUACAAAUUCUGCACUAAAAAAAAAUCUGUUUGAGGAUAGAAAUACCAAGAUUGGUGUUGCUGGAUCUUUGAUUUUGUUAAAGCUUGAUCCAAAGCUCACUGAAAUCUGGGAAAAUCUCCCGUGGAUAUCCAUGGGCUUUGGAUCAGCUGAAUGAAAGGGAGAGGUAGGAGCCCACCACAGCUGAUCCCACCUGGCUGAAUCCAGCAGGAGCCCACUGGGCACUGCAGAAACAGAGCUGGAAUCGAGGAUUUGCAUGAAUUUGCAUAUAAUUAAUAAGAGAAGGCCAUUUUAGCUUGUUCACUGAGAACACAGGGGUUGACACACACCAGUUCUAAAUCACCACCUCUGGAUUGUAUCACUAGGGCAGCACCAUUUAGGUACAAAAUAAACUUCCAAAGAAUCCUUUUCCACACUGGGUAUUUUUCACUGGUAAAGGAAUUGAUGCAACUGCUUUGUUCCAAAUGGGAAAGUGAGAUCCUUUGGAAUUCAAACAGAAUUGUGGGAUUUGGUUUUGCCAAGCGUCCAAGAGAGCCAAGCUGUGGGGAUGUAAUUCCCCAAGUUUGCUUGGAUGGGAUGAUUUGUUAUUCCCAAAUACUUGCUGAAAGAGCAGUGAAUGUUUCCGUGUCUGAAUGUACAGUUUCUAAGCUGGAUUUACAUUUUAAUGUUGAAAAACUUGGUGUAUCUCAAGCUUGUUGUAAAAUACUCCUCUGGUUCCUGUUCCCAACGCGGCAUUGGAGAGUUGAAGUCCACAUUAGAUAUUUUAUGUUAAACAAAUAAAUAGUUUUUUCAGGAAA